Colletotrichum destructivum is the source of this 734-nucleotide messenger RNA. RefSeq lists its product as uncharacterized. The record is from RefSeq and is a predicted model, not a curated record. Lineage: Eukaryota; Fungi; Ascomycota; Sordariomycetes; Glomerellales; Glomerellaceae. The transcript has 2 exons. The coding region runs from base 57 to 536 and encodes 159 amino acids.
CAGGCACAAGCGAAUCAAAACGUAGGACUCUGUAAUCCUCCAAUAAUCCCUUCAAUAUGAAUCUUUCCUGGAUCUUGACAACUGCGCUCGGCGCGUGUGCCGUGGCGGCACAAGACACUCCAGAGCCCCAGGCUCCCAAACUGACCUACCUCUACACCCUCACUGCGCUGCUCAAUUCGUCAAUUGAGAUUGGCACGGGGAUCUACAGCGACCGCAAAGUGAUUCCCAUCAUCGGUGGCAGUUUCCACGGUCCCCGGCUGAACGGCACGGUCCUCGAUCUUGGUGCCGACUGGGGGCUCACGGACUCGAAGGGUGUCUUUCAUCCCGAUACGCGGUACAACUUGAGGACGGCGGAUGGUGCAAACAUUUACAUCCAGACGAGUGGAUCGAAACAAUCGAAUGGAAAGAUUUACCUCAGACAGAUCUUCGAGACGGGGAGCGAGGACUACUACUGGCUGAAUAACGUUGUCUCAGUGGGGGUGUUGACAUCUGGCAAUGGUAGCGUUACUAUUGAGGGAUGGGUAUUGGACCUGUGACGGUUGUUCAAAAGAGUGAAAUCAUAGGCUUGCAAGCUUCUAGACAGCUAUCCACGGCUUCAAAUCCUAUUGAAGCCUAGCUUGGUUGUAUACAAGUCUAUCAACCGCGAAAUCUGGCUACCACUGAUAUGUCGAUGACUUGAAUAUCUGACAGUCCAAUACCCAGUCCGCCAAGGCCUUAGGAAUAUUACGUAAAUG